Bipolaris maydis ATCC 48331 is the source of this 231-nucleotide messenger RNA. The record is from RefSeq and is a predicted model, not a curated record. Lineage: Eukaryota; Fungi; Ascomycota; Dothideomycetes; Pleosporales; Pleosporaceae.
AGCAUGUUCCGCUUGCUGAGUGCGAUCUUCGCACUCCUCAUAGCCCUCGCCCAAGCCAAGCAUGAAGGCCUCCGCCUCUAUGCCUUCACCUCGGCCGACUGCAACGGGCCACCCAUCUAUGGGAAUAUCGACUUCAAGCGUGACAAGUGCACGUCGGUCGCAUUCGGCGCGUCGAGCAUCAAGAUCGUGGAAAAGAAAAAGGGCGACUGGACCAAGGAAAUCAAUUCCGGA